UGGAAAGAGUUCAAAGUUUUUUUACAAUAAGAAAACUUUAUAAUGUUAAACCCUGAUGGGAACGGUUAUGUGCAUAUUACUUGGCCAAGCAAAAAUAUCCCACAUGGAGGAAUUUUUCACACUCGCGUGGCGGAACCAACGGACGGUCAGCAGGAGUUGCUUAGGGUUUUAUUAGAAGAAUCAAAGCUUACUAUCGCUCAGCGUCAAAAAACAUCUCUAAGGCUCCGUGAAGAUAAGGAAAGAAGGGAAGAUUCUGAACAAGUCAUCCAAAUGCCUGUAGUUCGCCCCAGAACAUCCCGUAGAAGAUCACUGUCCACUAUCAAAGAAUCUGGAGUCUUUAACAUGGAUGGAUAUCGACCAUUGAAACGUGGCGAAGACAGGGAACAGUUAAAAGAGAGGCUGGCUAACGUAAUGGCUUUCGGAAAUGAUCAACAACAGCCACAUCCUGUUUUAAUAGACAAAAAAAAACAACAACCCAAAUUGCCUUCUGCUAAAGAAAAGUGGAAUGAAUUGGUCACUCAAAUUCGAGAACGCACCGAGUGGCUUGCUGAAAUGGAAUAUUUGGGCCAAGCGGGCCCGCAUCGAGACAUUAUAAAAGAUCAGAUUGCUGAAAGAAUGCGUGCCUUAGAUGCUUUGGGAGUUGACAGCGCGUGCUCAACGCCGAAGUCGACUGCUUCAGGAUUUAGUACGAAAGGAUCCCAACCGCUAGACUUGAAAAGUCAUCGGAGCACCUCGACAGUGGUCUCAAAAAUGUCUACUAAUGGCAAGAAAAUGCAGGUUACCCGGAAUUCUAGAUCGCGGAACAAAGAGGAAAACGUGUCAGCGUAUUCUCAACUUUCGCCACUGCAGUACUCUCCUAGACGUCGCCAAUAAUACACUUAUUGUACAAUAUUAUAGUAUAUACUAGCGGCCUGCGGCUUCGCUCGCGUGGAUCAUGGAUUAAGCCUGAGUUACUCUUUAGUACAUCAGCCUCGUCAAAAUCUGUCUGGCCUAUUCAGAGAUUAGCCACUAAUGACAUACAAAGCCGAUACGUGGACAUUAUGCGACUGGUCCACCAAUUUAAGGUUGCGCAGAGAGAGAGCUAUCAAAUCCGUAACGAGGUGAUCCGACAGAAAACUGUAAGACACACACACACACACACACAACUCAAUAUUUUAUGUAUGUAUAUAUGUAUAUAUUUAGUAUAUUGCUAGUGUUUUUCUUUUGUGCACACAUCUACCCCUUAUCUGUUUUCUUUUUAAUUGUUCCAUCCAAAGGUUGUCUGGAAGAAAUCACCAUUGUGUGAUAAGACCGCCCAUUGUACGCAUAUUACUUAAAAUGUAUGUAACCUAGGCUACUUAAAUGUGUACAAUAAAGGAUAUAUAAAUAAAUAAAUAAGAACCUAUAACCGUUGGGGUAAACGUGUUCUAGAGUGGAAACCGCGUUUAGGCAAGCGUAGUGUAGGGCCAGCUAGCUCGAGUAACGAUAUCCGCAAGGUGACUGGAACUGGGGCCUUAUUCUGCUAUUACAAUUGUGUCAGAAUGGUCGAUCACUGAGCAGUGCGAGAGGGACGGAGCUAUGUAGGUUGUAUUGCUCCGUCCCUCUCGCACUGCUCAGUGAUCGAACAUUGUGACACAAUUGUAAUAGCAGAAUAAGGCCCCUGGUUGGAUGCGUAGUAGAGCUGAAGAUCGAGCUCAGUGGCGUGCCGAUGGAGAGGCCUAUGUCUAGCAGUGGACGAGAAUAAGCUAAUGAUUAUGAUGAUGAAACAGACAGGCAGACAAUAUGUACCGUACGUAUAUUCAUAUGCAUGUCGAUAUUACAAACAGAAACUGGCACUCUGAUUUUAUUUAUUAGUCUUGGGUGAUAUAAUAGGUACAUUUUAUCAACAGGGACACAGGCAAAGCCGCUAGCAGAAGCUAGUAUAUAGAAUAAUUAUUUUAAUUAACCAUAGUAAGCUUUGAUUUCUUUUUUUUAUAUUUAGAUUUUCUUUUUUGUUUAAAUUACUUAAGAUUAUUAUGUUUUUCACUCAUUGUCAUUUAUGUUAUAGGUACGUAGGUACAUUAUUUUUAUUCCAAUGUUGUAAUUAAUGUUUUAGUUUAUACAUAAUAACCCCUGGUACCCUGUCUACUACUUAAAUGACAACUACCUAACAAAUAAAUUAACCUCUAGAUUGAUCAAGUAGUAAUAAAAUAAAAUUAUUAAAAAAUUACUCGUUGUCACAUUUCGGGAUAAGGUGAUUCAGUUUUAUGUUAUUUAAAUCAAAAUCGAUUGAGGACAAGGAUAAGUUUGGAUUCAAAAUUCAUUAUGUUAUGUAGAUAUUAAUUUCGCCUGUUAUACAAACCUACGUUUGUAGAUUUUAUUGAUUUUAAUUCAUGUAAAAAUGUAUCAAAAUAUAAAUUCCAUUACUAACA
Spodoptera frugiperda (fall armyworm) is the source of this 2390-nucleotide messenger RNA. Its product is annotated as UPF0193 protein EVG1 homolog. NCBI's taxonomy places the organism in Eukaryota, Metazoa, Arthropoda, Insecta, Lepidoptera, Noctuidae. The transcript is spliced from 5 exons. The record is from RefSeq and is a predicted model, not a curated record. The coding region runs from base 43 to 873 and encodes 276 amino acids.